Hansenula anomala is the source of this 342-nucleotide messenger RNA. It is a transcript of the gene MIX14, whose product is annotated as Mix14p. The coding region runs from base 1 to 342 and encodes 113 amino acids. The transcript has 3 exons. Lineage: Eukaryota; Fungi; Ascomycota; Saccharomycetes; Phaffomycetales; Wickerhamomycetaceae. The record is from RefSeq and is a predicted model, not a curated record.
AUGAGUAAUAUAUUGGAUCAAUUACUAGUGGAGGAUAUUGCAAGAUAUUGUCCUCAAAACUUUUUAAACUUCCAUAAAUGUAUCUCACAAAACCAUGCAAACCCACAAAAUUGUGCUCCUCAACAAAUUGAACUAUCAAAAUGUAUAAAAUCAGAAGUCCCUUCAUUACAAAAAGUCAUGACUAACUGUGGUCACUUAUUAAAAGAAUAUGAAACUUGUUUGAAAACAAAUAUAGCUGAACAAGGAAAAUGUCUACCAUUGUUGGGACAAGUUAGAGAUUGUGCAAGUGAAUCGAUUGAUCUAAGUAAAAACACAAUGAACAAUCUAAAUCCUGGGAAAUAA